UUAAAUCAAAAUAGUGAAAUCGGGUAAAAUUGAUAAUUAGUCAUGUAAAUAAAUAGAAAAAUAAUCUAAAUAAAAAGAAAUUGAAAGUGUAAAUUCGCAUAUGAAAUUCAUUGACGCGAAAAAGUGAGAAAUGACGAAUUAUUGUAAAUUUUUUCUAAAAAAUAGAUUGAAAAUAGUGUCAUUUUGAAAAAAGUAAAUAAGAAGAGAAGCAAAAUAGACAAGAUUCACAUCUUCAGGAACAAAUAUAUUUUAUUUAAAAGAAAAAAAAGGAGAGAGUGAGUGAAAAGAGGAUGUUUACUUGCUUGAGCAACAAUUAUCUCUGCAUUGUUCGAAUUUCAAUCUUGAGCCAAUAGAACUCUUUGAAAAUAGGUUAUUAUUGAAUAAUCUCAGAUUUAUUUACACAUCCGGUGUGUGGGAGGAAAAAAUUCCACUAAAACCCCCGAAUUUUUGAAAUUCAAUGAAGAGACGAAAGAACAAAAAAAGAACACUGUCGCAAAAAUGAGUUACAAUUUACGUACAAAAACCAAAACCGGCUCACCGAAAGUCGCACAAUUUCACAAUUAUGCCACGUCAAGUUCAUCGUCACAAGCGGAAAAAUCAUCAUUCACCCCCGUGACAAAUAUCAAUGAUCUGAAAAAAAUUACCCCUCGGGUUAAAGUUCUAAAUCAAGAAACACCCACUUUACAAUCUUUACGAAAAUCGAGUCUUGAAUCCCCGAAUUUUCCAUCGCCGAAGAAAUUGAGUAGUCAAGAAUCUUCAAAUUCCUUUCAAUCCUCCUCGAGAAAAUCAAGUCAAGAAUCCCAAUCGUCGAGAAAAUCAACAAAUUUAUCGCUGACGAGGAAAGAGACAAAAUCAAAUCAGAAGACAAUAAUUUUAUCAUCGCCGGAGAAAAAUGACGACGAGACGGAAAUAAUUGACGAGGAGACAAAGAAUAAAAUGCGUAAAUAUUGUCGAACUUGCGCUGAACAGAAAUUUCCCCUCGUCGACAUUUUCAGCGACAAGGGAAUACAAAUGCGUUUGAAUUUACAGAUAAAACAUUUGCAGCAAAUUGCCGAGAGCGAUUCACUCACGACGCAAAUGUGUAUGGACUGUAUUUGCGAUUUGAAGAUGAGUUUCACGUUUUUCGUUCAAAUUAAAAAGGCGGAAAUGAAGCUACGGGCGAUUAGGGCGAAAUUCGUCGAGGACUAUCAGGAGAAUUUUCUUCCUUCGAUUGAUAAAUUUUCAUUUGGCAGCGAAAAAGGGGGAAAAGAAACUAAAGGAAACGAAAAAGAAACUAAAGGAAACGAAAAAUGUUUCGAUUCGGAGACGAAAAUUCAGUCUUUGAUUCAACACGACGCGACAAAUUUGAAGAAUAAUGGACCGAGAAUUUCGGCUGUUUUCUCGACGAACGCCACUGAGUGGGAGAGGAAAAAGGGAGAUCGAGUGGUAAAUUCACCCGGAGUGACGAAAAUUGGUUCGAUGAUUUCGAGCAGCGGUUCUUUGCUCCCAAAGGACGGGAAGAUCGAACGUGAAGUGAAGGACGAGGAGAAGGUGAAGAUCGAACCGAAAGGGAAUCAAGACGAGAGUGAUAAUGAAUCGAUCGAGGAGUUCGAUCCCGAGGAUCCUGGUUUUAAUCCCACGGACGAGGAAGACGAAGAAGAAGUCGAGGAGUCGAAUGUUCUCAAUCCCUUCAAACGAACUAUCGAGAAAAUCGAAACCGGAGCUUCGAACAAAAAUUCACCUCGAGAAAGUUGUUCGAAGCAAAAUUCGUCGAAACUCUCUUUGAACCAAAUUUCAUCGAAGGAAACUUAUUCGAAGGAUUUUCCAAACGUAUCGAAGGAUUUUGCGAACGUAUCGAAGGAAAGUUCUUCGAAGGAUUUUUCGAACGUAUCGAAGGAUAGUUCUUCGAAGGAUCUUUCAAUUUUGUCAAAGGAAAGUUAUUCGAAGGAUUUUUCGAAUUUGGCAAAAGAAAGUUGUUCAAAGGAUUUUUCAAGUUUGUCGAAGGAUUUUUCGAAUUUGUCGAAGAGAGAAGAAGUGGAGGAAACAACCUCGAGAGGAGAGGAAGAGAAGAAACUACUGGAGUCCGAGGAGCAGGGGUUGAAGAGAAAAUUCUCGGAGACGAGAUCGAAGGGCUUCGAUCCGAAGAUUCGGAAAUUUAAUGUGAACGACGCGUUGAGUAUAAAGCAGGAGGAGAAUGGGGUGAUGUAUGUGACGGUGAGGGGGGAGAAGCCGAACGAAUUGCUGCUGGUGAAGGUGAAGAAGAUGGAGAAGGCGGAGAAGAGUCGACCGGGACGGAAGGAGAGCGACAAUUUGUUCGUCGACCGAAGUCUCGAGCAAAAGGGGCAGAUAAUCGAACACCAAAUCGAGCAGUACAAGCGAAGACGGGAGAAAGUUCUUGGUCCGAUUGCCACGACGGAAAUCAUCAUCCCCGAGUGUCGAAUCAAGACCGAGCAGGAAUCGCUGCCGAAUCAAUUUUUGAACCAGUUUUUGAAUCAAUCAGAUCAGUCUUCGAACCAGUUUUCGAAUCAAUCUUCGAACCAAACGAAUAAGUCGUUGAACCUUUCUUCGAACCUUUCUUUGAACAUUUCUUCGAAUCAGUCUUCGAACCUUUCUUUAAUUUCUUCGAAUCAAUCAUCUAACCUUUCUUCGAACCUUCCUUUGAACAUUUCCUCGACCCUUUCUUCGAACAUUUCUUCAAACCAACUUUCGACCCUUUCCUCCCCCCAAACACUCUCCGAAAAUUUUCCCCUCAAUAAUCCGACCCUAAAACUAAAAGACAUUUCGGAAAUAAAAAAAGAGAAGCCGCAGAGGUGUAAGGACAGAAAAAUGCCGGUGGACGUGAAGGUGUACACAAACGCGGAGGACUAUAACAAUAGAAUUGAGACGGUGAAGAGUAAAUUGGAGGACAAGCAGAGGAAGGACUGGGAGGAGGUGAAUCCGGAACAGGAGAGCACACUGGAGAGAUUGAGGAGGAUCUUGGAGGGCAAGGACGACGAGUGUCUCGGGGAAUUUAUGGAGAAUUUGCAGCAGAGGAAAAUGAUAAUAAUGAAAAUGAGCGACGAGGAUCUGGUGAAUUUGUAUCAGGAGAGAAUGGCGGGAAAAAUUUACACCAACACCAAUGAGGAGAGCGAUCCAUUGGAAUUGAAUUUGGAUUGUUUCGAUUUGAAGUCAAGUGAAUCGUUCGAUUGUGACUUUUGUUUCAGCGAAUUCCCCACAAAGGACGUUUGCGACGAGCACAUGAAAUUUCACGAUUCAAAAAUUCAAUAUCUCUGCGAGGAUUGCAACGAGGAAUUCACAAUUUUGCGCUAUAAAAAAAAUCACAAUGUCAUAUGCAUUAGAAAAUUGAUUUGUAAAUAUUGUGAUUUAAUGUUGGACUCAAAGGGUAAAAAGAAGCAGCACGAGCAAAAGCAUUGCGACAGUUUAUUUGGACAAUUGUGCGAAUAUUGUGGUGAGAAAUUCAAGCAUCAGGGCACACUCGAUCAGCACGUGAAAUCAAAGCAUAUGACGUUGGAGAAAAUAUUUCAAUGUCCCAAGUGUCCGAAGAAAUUUACAUUCAAGACAAAAUUGAGUUUUCACUUGAAGAGCGUGCACACGGCAAUGAGGGCGUAUUUGUGCGAGGAUUGCGGUGCGGAUUUCAAGAAUCCCGCCAGUUUGCGGCAUCAUCGUAUUAGAAAACAUUUGCCCACUGGCAAUAAGCGGGAAUGUCCUGUUUGCAGGAAAAUGAUUCCGUUUUAUAGUCUCAGUAAACAUAUGCACACGCAUAAGGCGUACACGAUUAAAUGUCCGCAUUGCGAUAAGAUGUUUAAGAAUUCUUCGACUCUUAAGCAACAUGUUCGUAUUCAUGAGGAUCAGAGGCAAUUUAGAUGCGACACAUGCGGCGUGGGUUUCAAUCGAAGAGACGGCCUCCGCCUUCACAUGAAGGUCCACGAGAAAGCCGACAGUCGAGGACUAAAGGAAUGCUCGUGUCAAGUGUGCGGCGAAAAAUUCCCCAAUCAUUCAAUGCUCGUCAUUCAUCGCAAUCGAAUUCACAAAGACGGAAGAAAUUUCACCUGCCACAUUUGCAAUCGUUCCAUGAUAUCGACAAGAUCAUUGGAAUGGCACUUGGCGCACAUUCACAAUGAGCCACUGCCGGGAAUCGUCAAGGCCGAAAUGAUCACUGGCAGCGACUCGAAACGCGUCGCCUGCUUCCAUUGUCACAAGACAUUCAAAACUGAAAUGAUACUUCGUACACAUAUCAAGAAUUCUCAUAUGGAAAAGGAGCCGGUCAAGUGUCUCGACUGCGACGACACUUUUGUCAGCGAAGUGAGACUCAGACAUCACAUGAUGGUGGCGCAUAAUCGUCUGGAGGGCACACUCGCGUGUCCACAUUGUCCAAAGAGAUUCGUCAAUCAGUUGCGGCUCAAGACGCAUAUGAUUGCGCAUUCGGAGGAGCGACCAUUUAGAUGUGAUAUUUGUGGAUUUAAUCUCAAGACGAAGAUUCAGCUGAUUAAGCAUCAUCAGAAUAGGCACAGUGACGAGAGGCCUUUGCAGUGUCGGUACUGUCCCUGGAGGUGUAAACAGGUGAGCGCCCUGGUUUGUCACGAGAGAACGCACACGAACGAGCGUCCAUAUUCGUGUAGCGUUUGCAGACAGCGUUUCAAGUACCUCGGCGAUAAGAAUAAGCACGAGAGACGACACGAGAGUCUCGGCGGUUCUGGAUUCAAGCGAAUUGUCACUAAUCGUGGACCGAAGAAAGUGAAGACGAGAAAGGAGGAUGACGACACGUCGAAUUCCGAUCAGGAGCAGGAAAUGCUCGAGGAACAAAUGGAGGAACAAAUGGAGGAGCCAAUGGACGAGCAAAUGGAAGACGACGAAAUGGAGACAAUGGAAAUGGAGGCGAGAUUAGUCGAUGCCGCCUAUGAGGCCGAGGAACAUGUGAAAAUUGAGGCGAAUAUUAUUGGUACCGAGGACGAGCACGGCGACUAUCCACAGGACUAUGAAGAAAGUUCAAAGGACGCAACCGAAGUGAUAAUGAACAUGGAGGACACUGCCGUUUAUACCGAGGAAGUGACAGCGGAAAAUAUCGAGAGUAUCGAGACAACGCAAAUAAUCGAUGACGAAUUAAUGGCAAAUCAACUUCUCCAAUCGGGCACCGUCGUUCACAUCGAGCAACAGGACGAGGAGGGCAAAAUACAAAUGAUCCCCGUCGUCCUCUCGCUUCCCGAUCUCACCGAGGAGAAUGCCGAAGUUAAUCUCGCGACAACUUCAAUAAUGUACAAUAACGAAGUCGAAGAAGAAGAAGAAGAAGAAGAGUAAUCAUUUUUAAUUCCCCUUUUGUAUAUUAUUCACCACACAUUUCUAUAUCUAUAUUAUAUAUAAAAAAAGAAAUUAUUCUCUCAUCUAAAUACAAAUCGAUUGCAAUUUUUCUUUUUUUUUUCUUCGAUUUCUCUUUUUUCGAAAAAGAAAAUUCCAAACGACAAUUUUCGGUUUUUUUCUACGAAAUGAAGAAAAAAA
Messenger RNA from Leptopilina heterotoma, 5472 nucleotides. RefSeq lists its product as uncharacterized. Gene Ontology annotation, molecular function: zinc ion binding; RNA polymerase II cis-regulatory region sequence-specific DNA binding; DNA-binding transcription factor activity. The transcript is spliced from 6 exons. Gene Ontology annotation, cellular component: nucleus. NCBI's taxonomy places the organism in Eukaryota, Metazoa, Arthropoda, Insecta, Hymenoptera, Figitidae. The coding region runs from base 499 to 5274 and encodes 1591 amino acids. The record is from RefSeq and is a predicted model, not a curated record. Gene Ontology annotation, biological process: regulation of transcription by RNA polymerase II.